GCUUAAAAAGAAAUUCCUAGAUUUAUGGCCAACUUUGGUCGCUCCAAUCGAGAAACGCGGUGAGAGAAAUGAGAUUUUGUUAAGACUAAACUAAGUAACUAGGAUAUAGAGAAAGAGAGAAGAGAGAGUUUAGCCUAGAUUCUCUACACCUCACACACUCUUCUCCUAGUACUCUUCGGUCCAUAAAGAAAAAAGAAACAAAGGAGAGGAGAUACAAUACAAUACAGUACACUUCCCUACCUAAGAAAUAAGAAUCUUCCUUUUUCUUUCUUUUUAGUUCCUUUAAUCUCAACUCAUCCUUCAGUCUUCGCCGACAUGUCCCACUACAGAAGGAAAUAAAAAAUUUCAAACGACAAAUAAGGAACUUUACAGACUUGCUUUCUUUGCAGGAAGGUUUUCCUCUCCAAUCAUUUUGGUACUAAUAAUAUUCAUUAUUCACUUUUAUUUUUCUUAAAACUCCCAAGAAAGUGCAGAGGAGAUAGUGUGAAAGAGAGGAAGAAAUGGGUGAGUAUAGGAGUAUUUGUUCUUUACUAUUCUUGGCCCUGCUUUUGAGCUCCACCCAUGGAGAAAGCCCGUAUAGGUUCUAUGACUGGAAUGUCACCUAUGGUGAUAUCUAUCCUCUUGGAGUAAAACAAAGGGGCAUCUUGAUAAAUGGGCAAUUUCCAGGGCCUCAGAUUGAGUCGGUUACCAAUGACAACCUGAUUGUUAGUGUCUUCAAUGCCUUGGACGAACCCCUUCUCAUCUCCUGGAAUGGUGUACAGCAGAGGAGGAACUCAUGGCAAGAUGGAGUGUAUGGUACAAACUGCCCCAUUCCACCAGGACAAAAUUUCACUUAUGUUCUUCAAGUUAAGGACCAGAUUGGCAGCUAUUUCUACUUCCCUUCUCUUGCCUUACACAAAGCCGCAGGAGGCUAUGGCGGUAUCAGAAUUCUUAGCCGCCCGAGAAUUCCGGUGCCUUUCCCUCCUCCUGCUGGUGAUUUCACCCUACUAGCUGGUGACUGGUUCAAGCAAAAUCACACAGAUUUAAAGGCCAUUUUGGAUGGUGGGCAUGAUCUCCCUUUCCCUGAUGGGCUUCUUAUCAAUGGUCGUGGAUCAAAUGGGAACACAUUCACAGUUGACCAAGGCAAGACUUACAGGUUCCGUAUAUCUAACGUGGGGCUUACAACUUCCAUUAACUUCAGAAUCCAGGGCCACAAAUUGCUUCUUGUUGAGGUAGAAGGCACUCACUCUCUCCAGAACACCUAUGAUUCUCUUGACAUUCAUCUGGGGCAAUCCUUAUCUGUCUUGGUCACAGCCGAUCAACCACCUCAAGAUUACAUAAUGGUCUUUUCAACCCGUUUCACCUCUCAAAUUCUCACGUCGACCGCCACUCUUCAUUACAGCAACUCUGCAGGAAGUGUUUCUGGUGCUAUUCCCGGUGGCCCAACAACUCAGAUUGAUUGGUCCCUUGAGCAAGCCCGAUCAUUCAGGCGGAAUUUGACAGCAAGCGGACCAAGGCCUAAUCCACAAGGGUCAUACCAUUAUGGAUUGAUCAAUGUGACACACACAAUGAGGCUAGCGAAUUCUGCUCCAAUAAUCAAUGGAAAGCAGAGAUAUGCAGUCAACAGUGUGUCGUUUAUUCCAGCUGAUACACCACUCAAGCUAGCUGACUACUUCAAAAUCUCUGGAGUGUUUUCGCUUGGAAGCAUCCAAGACAGCCCCACUGGCGGCGGGGCUUAUCUCCAAACUGUUAGACUUUUUAUUUGGGCUUACAUUAAAUUUUAUUGGUUUUAUUAAAACUUGGGUUGAUUGGAUA
Molecule: messenger RNA, 1794 nt
Organism: Cannabis sativa
Lineage: Eukaryota; Viridiplantae; Streptophyta; Magnoliopsida; Rosales; Cannabaceae
Product: L-ascorbate oxidase homolog
Exons: 6
Coding region: 501-1775 (424 amino acids)
Molecular function (GO): oxidoreductase activity; copper ion binding
Source: RefSeq, a predicted model, not a curated record